UAGACGCCCUGCUGGACGUACAGGUCACAGUGCCCCGGGCGGUCCGGAGGGGUGAAAACGCUCUCCUGGUCUGCUACUACGACAUGGGCGACGAGAAGCUGUACUCGGUCAAGUGGUACAAAGGUCGGCGGGAGUUCUACCGAUACACGCCGAAGGAAAAUCCUGUGAUGAAGAUGUUCUCCGUGCCCGGAGUGCAAGUGAAGCGUACAGCAUCCAACGAGAGCCAGGUGAUGCUAACCAAUCUGAAUGCGUUGUCAUCGGGCAAGUACAGCUGCGAGGUGUCAGCGGAAGCGCCAUCCUUUCACACGAUGAUCGUCACGGGCGAUUUGGAAGUCUGCGAGGUUCCGAAGCACGUGCCGCUCAUUCAUGGAAUCCGACCACGGUACCGGCUGGGUGAUAUCGUCCGUGGCAAUUGCUCCUCGGCCCACUCACGACCAGCAGCCAACCUGACGUGGUACGUCAACGAAAUGCCGGCUAAUCCCUCACAUAUUCGAAAUCAUAAGCCGUUUAGAGACCGUAAUACCGAUUUGGAAACUUCGGCCAUCGGGUUGCACUUUGUGCUGAGCAGUCAUCACUUCCAGCUCGGAAAGCUUAAGAUCCGUUGCACGGCCCGGAUCCAUGACAUCUACCUUCAAUCGACGGAGAAGACCAUCUCCGAGGAACGACCGCAUGUCAUUUCGGCGGCUUCGUCCUCGUCCAACAGCAACGCCAACAGCGUCAACCUGAUAAAUAACAACCCCUACGAUCAGUUCUCCCAGCUGGACAACGAGCUGGACCGGAAGGACUACAUGACGCACUUGCAGGGAGACAUGUCGUCCUCGGCGUCGGGCAGUGCGCCCUCGGUGACGAGAUCGGUGCCAUCAAUCAGCUCAACUCGGUUCCUGGGGGCGGCGGAGGCAACAGGGCUGCUAAUAGUUUUUCACCAUUUGCUCAAAUUCGGCACGAUUUCCAUAACAUGAUUCCGUGACGUGCAUUAGUGAUGUGAUUUCGGGUUUAACUUUCUUCUGUUUGAUUUUUUCCUUGCCCCUUAGUUCUACCAACUGUUCGUGAAUGGAAGGAGCAUCUUUUUUUUCGGUUGGGUUUUAUUGCUCUUAAUACAAGUCAGUGUGUCUCGAAGUGUGCAUGGGAGGAGAAACAAGAAAAAAAAAGAGAAAGAAAAGAGAUGGGGGAAGCUUCACCCACUUGUAGUAUGCCUUGGAAAAUGCUGCGUUGCCUGGCAGCAGUCGGACGAACGUGGGUCGUCGAGUCGGAACUUUUCGUGCUGGUGGUCGGUUGGUGAUGAAGGUGACGGAAGAUAAGCAGCUGCACGGGAUGAAAGCGCGCGUGAUGAAGGUGUUAAUGAUAGCGACGACGCUGAUUAAUGGUUGUUUUGGCGAGUGCGUGGGAAGUGUGAGUGUGUGUGAGUGUGUUUGUGUAUGAGAGAGCGGAAUUUCGGGGUACAACUUUAAGAUUUAGCUGAAGGUGAAGUUGUUGCAGGACGAAAACAAAAACAAACCCCACUUGCAACUAGGGUGGGAGAAGAAAAUUGUGUGAGAAAGAUAUUAGUAGAAUAAUUCUAGCGGAAACUGUUGUGCAUACUUAUCGUCGAAGCAAUUAAUAGAAGAAAGGUGUAAAUUUCAAAGAAUACUUU
Ochlerotatus camptorhynchus is the source of this 1630-nucleotide messenger RNA. RefSeq lists its product as uncharacterized. The coding region runs from base 84 to 959 and encodes 291 amino acids. Lineage: Eukaryota; Metazoa; Arthropoda; Insecta; Diptera; Culicidae. Gene Ontology annotation, biological process: motor neuron axon guidance. The transcript is spliced from 6 exons. The record is from RefSeq and is a predicted model, not a curated record.